Macrobrachium nipponense is the source of this 4264-nucleotide messenger RNA. It is a transcript of the gene bves, whose product is annotated as popeye domain-containing protein 3-like. Bases 2358 to 3695 code for a protein of 445 amino acids. Gene Ontology annotation, molecular function: cAMP binding. Gene Ontology annotation, cellular component: sarcolemma. NCBI's taxonomy places the organism in Eukaryota, Metazoa, Arthropoda, Malacostraca, Decapoda, Palaemonidae. Gene Ontology annotation, biological process: regulation of membrane potential; striated muscle cell differentiation; skeletal muscle tissue development. The record is from RefSeq and is a predicted model, not a curated record. The transcript is spliced from 9 exons.
UGUCUCUUGUCAUUGCUCUUUAUCUUUCGCCCUUGGAAAUAUGGUUCUCGUUGACGGAGGAGCUCUGACCGUCCGCGAAUGCGCCGGUCCGCUUGCAAAGGCACCACCGUCCGUUUUGCAUCGGAUCGCCGUCAGAAAUCUGCUGUAAAAGGACCGGUCUAUGGGCCGUUGUGGGUGGUGGUGCUAGGGUUGGUGUAGGGCUGUCGGGCCAGCCAGCGGCGCCUACUGAGGCCAGCAGGAGCAGCAGCAGCAGCAGCAGCAACAGCCACCACCACCGCCGCCUCCGUUACUGGCGAGGGCCGAGGGAGGCGAAACCGCCGACACGAGCAGCAGGACGGCAGUGCAGUGUGUGUUGUGUGCGAGUGUACAUCGCUGAGUUUUUGUUGCGUGACCCCACUUCGCUUGAGCACUGACACUAAACCCUCAAAGGCCCGCCCGCCGGUAUCGGCAGGUGGCAGGUCGAGAAACGUUCCCAAGAGACAUGACGUCGCUGUCUCCAGGUCCUUCAUGAACCUGCCUCUGAAGGUCGGUUAGUCGAAGAAGCUGAGAGAGAGAGAGAUAGAAAGAGAAAGAGAGAGAGAGUGAGCGACGUCCCUUUAUCGCGUAGCUCCUUUGCCUUCGUCAUCCUCAUCACUUGACUGCCAAACUGUUGGCGGUCCUGUGAAGGCAUUGUUUUUGCGUCUCUGGAUUACGAGUGAAAGAGGCCGUCGCAUCGCCCUUGUCACGUCCUGGGCAGGUGAUUUCCUUACCGUCGGCCUCAAGUGUUCAUCACAGACCUCCGAAGCGUAUUCGGACUAAAGUGACAAUCGCAGCGUUUGUUUUUCUUGAAUGUAAAACGUUGUUGUUUGUUGAUCUCUUCGUGUUUGCUGUGUCAUUUUGCAAAUCAUUGCAAAAUUUGGAAGUGGCGGAUGUCCGAAAUAUAUGAAUUGCAUUGAAACGUCUCUCGCAGAAAGUGGAUUGCAUCAUCGCUUGAAUAGCUCUCAAGAAUUGAAAAUUAGGAAGUGAAUUACCGAAAAUUAAGAAGUGAAAUUGGAAAUACUUAGUCGUCAACCAUUCAUGAAGUGCAAGAGCCCAUGAAGUAAUCUCAAUAUUUUACCUUUCUUGCUGUAGUGAAUUUGACUCUUCCCUAAUCUCCUGGCUUCCACCCACAUCGCCCCUCCCUCCACUCGUAAAUUUUAGAUUUUGAUAGUUAGGCAUUGUUGCCAAGGAAGGCCAUUUUUCACAGGUCAUUUUUGUCCAUGCUAUUUUCACCUAACCAGUUUUUUGAAAUUUUGUCCCGAAGUGGACGACGUUAUUCGCUUUGAGGAGAGAGUAGAUUCAAGAGCUAUUUUUUUCACCCUUGAUGCUUGAAACCCAACCGCGUGGCUUCACGUAUUUGAAUAAUAAACCCCAAGUGAUACUGAGUAACUGAAGUGCCAUUCAGCGUCGUCAGUAGUAGCCGUCAACAGUCACCCUAGUUCGUGAUUUAGUCAAGUCGUCUCCUGAUGUGCAGUCCUUGUGAUGUGAUAGAAGUAGUCGUCACCUGAUGCCCUCGUAACUCAUCCCCGCUCCUCCCCAAGACGCAGAUCGUUGUUGAAGCUUCCUCGUAGCGGAGUCCUCCCCUCUCGAUGUCCCGUCACCAGUAAUAAUAAUAUAGAUUUGAUUGUCCUUGAAUGAGCCUUAAAUGAAUUUAGCGUUACUCAUUAUCAAACAAACGUAGUCGAUAAGUGAUUAGUAGGAAGCCGCUUUCACUCGCUUUUUUUAAAUGUCUCCCCCGAUGGUUCUCGAGGAACUAUUCUGUUGCUUUGAGAGCGAGUGAUAAAAACUUCUCUGCAAAGCAUCUCUGCCCCGUAGGACUGAUGUCAUAAUAAUAAUAAUAAUAAUAAUAAACAAUAGUAAUAAUAGUCGUAGCAGUGAUAGUCACACUUGUGUCUUUGGAAAAUGAGUCCUCUUAGAUGCCCUGCUGUUUUUUUGGUUGAAAUCGAUCCCACCGAGGAUCCUCGGAUUCACUCUGCAUAAUACAGACAUAUGUCAAUCGGCCAGCCAUUUUGAUUUUUCCUUGAUUUUUAGAUGGUAGUCUUCGCGCGCUCACGAGUCGCAGUAGUUCUGUAGCAAAGCUCGCCGUUGUUAGUCACGUCUGAUAGUCGUCCUCGUGAUCCCCUGGCCUAGCGUUUCUUGAUGUUGUAGCUUCUGUAGUGGUUUUGAAAGCAUUCGUCAUUGCUGCCUUUAGCGAAGAGUCACACAGGAAUUUCUCCCCCGCCAAUUUUCUUUUUUCCUUUGACAAAUUUAUUGUGUGCGCGCUUUCAGUGGUGAGAUUGCAAUAAAUAUUCGUCACUUGACAUCCCGUUUUUAGCAAGAAAGAGAAAGACAGACCAACCAUGGCUCUGAAUGGCACGGGUCUGGAGCCCCUCGUCACCACCAUCGCCUCGAUCUUCCUCUUCAACAACCUCACUGAGGAAGACUCUCCGGGGUUCAACCUCUCCUCCUCCUCCUCACUGACGCCGUCGAAUCCGUCGGCGACGGGGCCGGCGGACGGCUCCUCGAUGGACGCCACCGACCCAGCUUGGUCCGCGACGUCGACGGCCGCCGCCCCCUCGACUGUCGACCCGACGUUCUCGAGCACCUUCGACAUCAGGGAGGUGAUCGCGCGAGGUGGGGUCGACUUCGGGGAGUUCGGCGUCUGCUACAAUUGGCUGCCCAUCAACCACAUCUACUUCCAGCUGGCCAACAUCUUCCUCUUCCUGUCGUACUUGGCCCCGAACGGCAUCUACGGCAUCCUGUACUUGCGCAUCACGCUCACCAUCGGCUGCAUGUUCUUCAGCCUGUGGGGCUGGGUCAUCCUGUGCGCCUUCGACACCUUCCUCUGGAAUGCUAUAUUCGUCCUCAUCAACCUCGUGCACGUCAUCGUCAUCUGCUACUACCUGCGGCCCGUCAGGUUCACGCCCGAGCUCGAACAGGUGUACAGAAGCCUCUUCCAGCCACUGAAGGUAUCAAGACACCAAUUCAAGCGAGUCAUAAACUGCAUGAAGCUCAUUCGCUACGUCAAGUUUCAGGAGAUUUACGCUCAAGAGAAGAUAACGAGGGUAGACUCUCUCUCUCUGGUGCUUUCGGGAAGAUUGGUGAUCAGUCAGAAUGGGCGAGCUCUGCACAUCGUUUCUCAGCACCAGUUCCUUGACUCACCAGAGUGGUUUGGAGUCUCCACUGAUGAAUUCUUUCAAGUAUCAGCAACAGCUAUAGAAGAUUCCCGAGUUCUCAUAUGGCAUCGAGAUAAGCUCAAAUUGACUAUCAUGGGAGAUCAGUUCCUACAAGCUGUCUUUGACCACAUUCUUGGGAGGGAUGUUGUUAAAAAGCUAAUGCAGUUCCCGGAGGCCGUUGGCAGGACACCAAGCGAGGUGGAAGUGGAGGUGGACUCGGAGGUCAACGAGAGUCUGUCAGGGAUGAGCAAUGGCCACUGUGUAGCCAACCUUGCCGAUGACAGCGAGACAAAGCCGUUGCUGGUCGUCAAGAAAGGGGAAGAAUCAGGGAGCAUAACCGCCAUAAUCAACCGACAGUUGCAGGCACCCUUAAGGGCCGAGUCCAGAGGCCCACACCAGUUCCCUUAUUCUCCUUUCCAUCACCAUCUUCACCUACGGUCCACUAUUAUGAAGAAGGCUAAUGACACUCCUCCGUGGCGACUCGGACGCAUUGAGGAAACAGAUCAGGAGACUCCAGUAUGAGCCUCAUGAGUUAGGCUCACCACUUCUCAAUGCCUUCAAGCUCUUUGCCCCCCAGUUGGAGAAUGCAGAGCAUUAUCAUCAUCACCUUGUUGAGCUUUAGAUAUAAUCAUUAUCCUACAAACAAUGGAGAACUGUACCAUAAACUACCGGCCUUGACUCUUAACAGUGUUGUCAGAUAUGACAUGUUUUUAUGACCACAUCAAAAUUAGUAGUUUACUCAGGUUUCCUAAAGUGCACCAUCAGUUCUUCAACUUCGACAUUUGGUCAGUCAUCUUCAUAUCUCCACUGAUUAGACACUGGCUCCAGUGGCCCACUCCUGUUGUAAAUACAUUUUAUAAGUCAUUUAUAUACGUAUGAAAAUAUAUAUAAGGUGAAGUUUAGGAAAAUGAAAGGAUAUUUCUGAUCCUGAUUUUGUGAAUUUUAUGAAGACUGAAACUCUAUAUUUAUAAGUUGAAAGUUGCUGUUUAUAUUUAUGUUAAUAAACAUUUGUACGAAUUUUAUACAAAUUGUAUAUAUGGCUAUGAAACUUGGGCUGUGUGCUUACAUUUAAUAGACACUCUUGAACAAAA